AAAGAAAGGGUCUUUCUUCCAACUCUUUUGUAGUUUAUAUUCAUUACAGAAUUCUUCGUGAGACCCAGAUCAGAUUCCGGUCAAUUAGUUGUAAUCUCCGACCACCCAUUUGAUAUUUUGCACAAACCAGAUUGGUAAACUGCAGAUUUGAGGAUAAAAAAGAAGAAGUGAUAAGAUUUUUCCUAGAAAUUAGUGAGGCAGGAUGAAAUGGAGUGAGAGAGAUGUUUAUAUUUCUUUAUUUUAAGUGUGUCUGUGACUGAUAAAUCCUUAACAAUGUGUUAAUGGUGAGAAAUUCGAAUCUGGGUUUUUGUUUCUUUUGUAACUUGAGAUAGGUUGAUUGAUGGGUACUUGUUUCAGUUCUGAGUAUGAUGAACACCAUUCUUUCCAGACCAAGCCAGGUGAAAUCCAACCAUCUCCAUCUAAAGAAGCUUUGAAGAUUCCACCUAAACAGAGUUCGUUGGAGUCGCCAAAUAUAAAAAGUCCUAGCAGUGUAGUUGUGAUCACCAAAAAUGUUAAAGAUCUACGGCAGAAUCCUGGAUAUAGCAAUCUUGAUAUCUUUACAUAUGAUGAGAUGCGAAUGGCCACCAAACUCUUUAGGCCAGAUCAAGUUCUUGGUGAGGGUGGGUUUGGAGUUGUUUAUAAAGGAGUUAUAGAUGAAAAUGUGAGGCCUGGUUAUGCUAAAACCCAAGUUGCUGUUAAGGAGCUUGAUCCAGAAGGAAUCCAAGGUGAUAGAGAAUGGCUGGCUGAAGUCAAUUAUUUAGGUCAGCUGCAACACCCAAAUCUUGUGAAGCUUAUUGGAUACUGCUGUGAGGAAGAUCACCGCCUUUUAGUGUAUGAAUAUAUGGCAUCUGGGAGCCUGGAGAAACACCUAUUCCGCAGAGUAUGUGCUACAUUGACUUGGUCAAGAAGAAUGAAGAUUGCUUUGGAUGCUGCAAAAGGGCUUGCUUUUCUCCAUGAUGCCGAAAGGCCUAUCAUCUAUCGGGAUUUCAAGACAUCAAAUAUCUUGUUGGACGCGGACUUCAAUGCAAAGCUGUCUGAUUUUGGACUUGCAAAGGAUGGGCCUAUGGGAGAUCAAACCCAUGUAUCAACUCGAGUUAUGGGUACCUAUGGAUAUGCAGCACCUGAAUAUGUCAUGACCGGACACUUGACAGCUAGAAGUGAUAUAUAUGGGUUCGGGGUGGUGCUCCUUGAGAUGCUGAUUGGUCGGAGAGCCAUGGACAAGAGUCGGCCUAGCCGUGAGCACAACCUGGUGGAGUGGGCUAGACCGCUUCUGGUCCACAACAAGAAGCUUGUGAGAAUAUUAGACCCCAGAAUGGAAGGUCAAUAUUCAUCUAAAACUGCCAUCAAAGUUGCCAAUCUGGCUUACCAAUGUCUCAGUCAAAACCCUAAAGGUAGGCCGAUUAUGAGCCAGGUUGUUGACACACUCGAAUCCAUCCAGACCUGCGAAAAUGGUCAAGAAGAGGCUCUUUUUCAAAGUGGGUGCGGAAGCGUGACCUUGUUUGAAGCCCCCAAGAAGAAUGAAAACCAAGUGAAAGAAGGUGAUCGCCAAAUCAAGUCUCCGAAGGAGACUAAGAUGUAAAAUGAACAUGUUUUUGGUGGAAACUUUGUUGUACAAGAUCUAAUUCAUAGCUCUUUGGGUUAUUGACUUCAAAUACUUGUCAUCUUAUUUUGAUACAAAAGCGAUAUUUUCCACUGA
This is a messenger RNA of Cynara cardunculus var. scolymus (artichoke), 1696 nucleotides long. Its product is annotated as probable serine/threonine-protein kinase PBL17. The transcript has 6 exons. Gene Ontology annotation, biological process: protein phosphorylation. NCBI's taxonomy places the organism in Eukaryota, Viridiplantae, Streptophyta, Magnoliopsida, Asterales, Asteraceae. The record is from RefSeq and is a predicted model, not a curated record. Gene Ontology annotation, molecular function: ATP binding; protein kinase activity. Bases 341 to 1579 code for a protein of 412 amino acids.